CAUUUUGUUCGUCAGUUAGCGAAGCAGCAUUUGCAGGAAGCGCAUCUAUCGCCUGCUUCUCAUCGUAAAUAUACGCUUUCCUGCUUUCACGUCUGACCGCCAAACACGGAUAUUAUAAUUUGGAAUUUAAAACUCGUUGCGGGAUACUGUGCCAUUUUUGUGUGUGAAUUAACAACAACGACUGGCAUUGGUUAUUCGCCUGGCAACACCCUGGUAUCUUUCUUCUGGUCCGGAUAGAAAGGACUGCGUUUAACCGCGGUAAAUAUCGACUUGUUUUGUGAGAAGUUGCCUUCGCAGACGACGCGAAGAGGAUAUAUUCCCGCCAAAUUACAAGGAGAGAUAAAAUCAUUGAAGAUGCCGUCAGUCAGGUUACCACAUAGGACAACCCGUCUCGGGAGUGUAGUCGUUUUCUUUCUUACAUUCGUCCUAGCAGUUUUCACAGUACAUGCAAAUGAAGAGCUCAGCUCGAUCUGUCAAGGGGCACAGAACUGUGGAGAAUGUAUAUCUGUUAAUCCAGAGUGUACAUGGUGUAAGGAAGAUGUAUUCGAGGGGCGAAGAUGCGAUCUUGAGAUCCUCUUGCAAGAAGCUGGAUGCGGCAACAUCACCAAUCCUCUUCCGUCUGUCGUACCCACAGAAGACAAACCGCUGAGUGAGGCCAAUGCUGAUCUGGAUGCAAUCGUUCAAGUCAAGCCUCAGAUGAUGAGGAUCAAAGUACGACCGAGGGAGCCAAUCAACAUAAAGUUGUACGUGCGCCAAGCCGAAGACUACCCUGUCGAUCUCUACUACGCUAUGGAUCUCAGUCACUCCAUGAAAGACGAUCUGGAAAACCUCAAGGGUCUCGGAACAACCUUAUCGGAAGAGUUGAAUAGCAUAACCCGGGACUUCCGGCUUGGGUUUGGCUCAUUUGUGGAUAAGACAGUUCUACCUUACGUAAGCACUGUUCCCGCCAAACUGAUUUCGCCAUGCACAGGAUGCGCUAGUCCACACGGAUUCCACAAUGCACUACCUCUAAAUCAAGAUCCAUCGCUCUUUGCUAACCGUAUCACAAACACGACAGUGUCUGGUAACUUGGAUACUCCUGAGGGCGGGUUUGACGCUUUGAUGCAGAUUGCUGUUUGUGGGGAGGUCAUCGGUUGGAGACCCAAAGCUCGCCAUCUGGUCAUCUUUACAACAGACGCUUCAUUUCAUUUCGCGGGAGACGGAAGACUUGGAGGCAUUGUGGAACCCAAUGACGGUCAGUGUCACAUGGAUCCUAACACAAACAUGUACGACUUUAGUACCCUGCAGGAUUAUCCCUCUAUCGGUCAUCUCAGCGCCAAGCUACGAGAAAACAACGUCAUUCCUAUUUUCGCUGUUACCAGGGACCAAACGCCCCUGUACAUGAGUCUGGAGAAUUACAUCGAGGGAGCGACAGUCGGGACGCUUGACGAAGACUCUGGAAACGUCGUGCAGCUCAUUCGUUCAAAUUAUGACCGAAUCACAUCGCAAGUCCGACUAACGUCAACAGCCCCCGAUGACGUCACACUCUCCUACCGAGCGAACUGUAAAGACCAGACAUACGAAGACACGAACGAGUGUUCGGGACUGAGUCUAGGGGACACAGUAUCCUUUGAUAUCACCCUCACGGCCGAGAGGUGUGUCGAAGGCGGCAUGACGAGUUUCAACAUUGGACCAGUAGGAUUCAAUGAAGAACUUCAGAUUGAGCUAGAAGUGACGUGUGAAUGCGAUUGUCAGGGAUUAGAGGAAGCUAACAGCACUGUUUGCAGCAGUGGUAACGGGACGUUGGUGUGUGGUGAGUGUGAUUGCAACCCUGGACGGUACGGAGUCAAGUGUGAAUGCAGCGGUAAUGAAAUCAACAUGGAGAGCACGGAUCCAUCCCCAUGCAGAACGGACAACACAACACGAACUUGUUCUGGACGUGGAGAAUGCAUCUGUGGGAAAUGUGUCUGUGACAACACUGGGAACCCUGGUGAGGUUAUCUCUGGACAAUUCUGUGAAUGUGAUAACUUCAACUGUCCCUACAGCCGAGGAUUGCGUUGUGGAGGGCCUGACCAAGGAAUGUGUGUCUGUGACGUAGCUACAAGACAACCUAAGUGCCAAUGCAACCCCGGCUUCGAGGGCGAUAGUUGUGAUUGCCCAACACGAAAAGACAUGUGUCGGGCCAGCAAUGGAUUGGAAUGUAACGCGCACGGAACCUGUGUGUGCGGUGCCUGCGAGUGUUUUGCGGACUCACAGUUCCAGGGAAAAACGUGUGAGAAAUGCCCUACAUGUGCAUUUGGAAUUUGUCACAUACACCGAGAUUGUGUCGAGUGUACAGUGUUUGGAACAGGCAGGCUAACACCCGAACAGUGCGAUAUGUGCACAGUCAACAUAAUCAAUGUUACAAGUAUUGACGAGUAUACGGAAGACAACCCCAAAUGUAACUUUCCACUGAGCGACGACUGCACUUUUCAGUUUGUUGUUGUCUCGGAGAACGAAACAGUCACUGUAUAUGUUGAGGGGGCACAAACAUGCAUCGAACCGGUGGGCAAGCCAACGCUGUCGGUGGAAGAAAUCAGAUGGAUCGUCAUCGGAAUCAUCCUCGGCAUCGUGCUGAUCGGGAUGAUCCUGGUCUGCGCCUGGAGGUUAUACACCUACGUCCAGGAUAAGAGAGAGUAUGCACAGUGGGAGAACGACUGCAAGAAAGCCCAAUGGGAUCAGAGUGAUAAUCCCAUCUACAAGUCAUCAACGACGACAUUCAAGAAUCCAACAUAUGGCAAAUAACGUACACUCCUAUGUCUGCAAUGGGAUACCAAUCUCCUUAUUUAUAUUACUGGCUAUAAAGAAGAUAGCGUACUCGCACUGUACACGGGUAUCAAACAAGACAUCUGCUAUUACUGAACUAUUUUCUUGUUUAUUUUGUCCUUAUCUUACAGAAAGAGAAUCCUCUAUUCAAAUCCUCAUCUACCAGGUUUGAAAACCCAAUGUUUGGGCAUUAAUAAACUUGUUGCUUGGGGGAAAGUGAUUUAAAAUGCUUAUGGCAUAACAUGAUAUAAAUCUAUGAGUAUAAUGAUUUUAACAUUUCUCAUGUCUCUGUUUCUGCAUAUCUUACUUUUCAGCGUACCAAUGAUAUCUAUCUUACUCCGAUAUCUCGUGUUGAUAACCCGCUGCAUGCAGAUAAUCAGAAAUAAUUAUAUUUCUGCUUUCUGGAAUUAUGCGUAUUUUACUUGGUUUCUAUGGUAAAUAUUUCCAGUUCUUGCUUUGCAAGCUCCUCUUAAGCACAGGCACACUCAGGCACAGUCAAGUUCUCACUUUGAUUUAUUUUAUGAGUCACUCUGUACUGCAAUACAUAAAAUUUAACCAGUGAAAUGUGUAACUUAAGUAUCUCUUUUAUUAAAAAAGCAGCAACUGUUAUCUCGUGUUUUAAGGUGAAAUUCUUUUUAUUUUUGACGGGCGCAAAAGCUUCUUCUAUCGGUGGAUGUUCCUUCACUUUUCAGUGCUAAAGUUUCUUGUAUUUGGAGAUUAAAUCUCUAAAAAUAUGUUCUAACAACGAACGAAUGUGACCAGUGACAAAAAGAAAUGACAAAGUUGGUUUGAAACAGAAGUAUCUUUUUGUAUGUGUACCGUUCCGCAAUUGACAACAACAUGUAGUGUGUAAACUGUUUACCUUUCAAGUGGAGCUGGAGUUUACAGAUCAUAAGUUUAUCUGUCUGUGUGCUUUGUGCAAAAUAUUGCAGAUACAUUCAGUCAUUUUAUGUAAUUGUGAAAGGUCAAUUGUCACUAUUCAUUUAUUCACAUUGGUGCAAAUCUAACGCUUUUCUGCAUACAAUCAAAUUAUCAAAACAAUAACUAACAUGGUGUGUGGAUGCAUUAACAAGGUGUUGGUAUAUCUAUUUAGAAUCCAUAACAUUGUGUUAAAGUGAUACUGCUAAAUACAAACAAUUUCAACUAGUUUAUGAGUUGAAGGCUAGGUGUAUAAUUGGUAUGACACAAGAUCUCACUAUGCAAAACUUCUCACCUAAACCCAAUACCAUAAAUUUGUGUUUGUGUUACCUCUUUGUUAUUAACCCUCUUAGGACUCUGAAUCAGAAGUUAUAGAGCAAAACAAAAAUGGAGAAUACUUGUCUUGAAAGGGUUAAUAACAUGGAAGGUAGAGGUUCAUUUACUGCACACUUAGAAGAGGCUUUGAUAUCGAAUAAUAUGUUAUAACGAUCCUCGGCUGAACCGUAAUUAUAUUCUUUCUCGACGUGAUCAGCGAAAUUAUGUAGAUCUUGAAGGAAAAUAGUUAGGGCUUAAAAAAAUCCAGUUUUUGUGCAUAAGACAUCCCACUUUGUAAACCAUGUCACAACAUUUUAAAUCAAUUCGAUAAUUGGAUGUACAUCCUUCAAAAUAAUAUGAAUUUGGUAAUUGGAUAUAAAUUCUCGGAGAUAUCUGUAACACACACACUAGUGCUUUUGAUUACACAUGCCACCAAAUUGCUAAAUUCAUAUCAUAUUGAAGGAUGUACAUCCAAUUUUCGAAUUAAUCUAACAUUUUGUGUCAUGGUUUAAAAAGAGGGAUGUCUUAUGAACAAAACUUAUAAUUUAAGUUAAUAAAUGAUGACAUUCACUCCUCAUAAAUAUAACACAUGAAAUGUUAGUAGAAACUAUCACUAUCACUCUCGCACACACAUAGUUCUUCUGAUUCAUGUCACUAGUAUUGAUUGGAAGAUACGAUUCCAAGGUCAUGCAAAAAAGAAUGUCUCACAUUAAAUUAAGAAGACUUUGCAUAGUUACAUUUUUCGUUUAGCACGAAACUGACAACUGAAGUUAUACCGAUAGUUCCAUACACCGUAGAAUCAUUCACAAUUCACAAAUUGAUCUCAUUCUAAAAACUUGCAUUCACCUAGUGUACGUUGUCAUGGUAAUAUUUCUAAGGCUGCAGUGUAUCAAAUGCUCGCGUUUGAGUGAAGCUAUAAAGAUUUUAGUCAUACACAAUCAAAUUGUCGUGCCUUUUAUACCUUUUACAUUGUUGUAAUUUAUAAUUGUAAUGCAACGUUUGUAAUCAUGUUUGUACAAAAGUAGGUUUUCGUGUAGUGUAAACGUAAUAGUCGGGAUAAGAAAUUGCAACGAUGGUAAAACUUUUUUCUGUGUAAUGUUAAACAUGCUACGACACCUUUUGGUGACUUUAUUAUCGUUAAAUAAUGUUUUUUAAAAAACCUUUUUAUUUUGUGUGUGGGGGGGGGGUUAAAACAUACGUUAAGCGUACGUUAUUAUGUGUUUUUGUUAUGUCUUAGGGUAAUUGUGAAUAUAUUAGCGACAAUAUUAAAAACAUUAUCUGAACAGUAAAAGUCCAAACGUGACGAUAAUAUUAUCGAGAUGUAUGCUUAUAUAUCAAAUGCUAAAAGUUUCUUGUAUAUAGUCUAAACCAUCAUAUUGAUCUUAUAUCUGCUGUGAUUGUUUUAAUUUUUGUCCGAGGGGCCAUGAGAAAUGAAAUUAGGUAUAUAUAGCUUGAGCGGGAUCUUUCGUAUUUUUAUAUUAAUAUAUGAAAUUGGCGGCUGAAUGGCAAUUGCUGUAAUUGUGUAGAUAAAGUUGAAUAAUUAUUAUUGAAUUGUAUUUUUUCAAUUAGUGUAUUACGACGUGGUAGUUAACGCGUUAAGAUCGUAGAGUUCUAAGGGAAAACAUUGUUAAUUGGAACAAAAAAAGUACUAUUCGUAGAUUUUACGAGUUCAAAGAAUGAUUAUUGUAUUAUGCGUGAUUGAUGUAUGGUUGUAUGUUCAUGAGGAAUAUACAAAAAAAAAAGAAGCAGAAUAAACUGAUUAUGGCAUAGUUGUGGUGUUUAAGAAGAUAUACCGCAAUGUUUCUGUUAUUGUUCGAGUUCGAACACGCCAUGUGUUCUAAAAUAAAUUCGCAUUGAUCACUAUUAUGGUGCGUGUAAAUAAGAAAACAGAUUGGCCGUUAUGAUAUCAUGUUUAUGUGCACAUACUUUGUUUUAUUGAUGUCCUUGGCAAAACACAUGUCAUCAAUAUAUUGUUUGUAGCUGAAUCCAUUUCCUAAUGUGGCUGAAUUUCACUACAUUGUUACUCCUGAAAUCGGUGGGGGAAAAACGUUCCGAAGGGGAAGGAGAUCAAAGUGCGUACAAUGAU
This is a messenger RNA of Strongylocentrotus purpuratus (purple sea urchin), 6103 nucleotides long. RefSeq names its product integrin beta-1-A. The transcript has 24 exons. Lineage: Eukaryota; Metazoa; Echinodermata; Echinoidea; Camarodonta; Strongylocentrotidae. Bases 355 to 2763 code for a protein of 802 amino acids. Gene Ontology annotation, cellular component: focal adhesion; cell surface; integrin complex. The record is from RefSeq and is a predicted model, not a curated record. Gene Ontology annotation, molecular function: integrin binding. Gene Ontology annotation, biological process: cell migration; integrin-mediated signaling pathway; cell-matrix adhesion.